AUGAACAGUCAGCGGAAUCGUGGAGCUCUCAUCGUUGUCGAAGGCCUGGAUCGAGCGGGCAAAUCCAGCCAAUGUGAACGUCUACGUGACUCGCUACAAGCAUCAGGGCACUCGGUGAAGUAUAUUCGGUUUCCAGAUCGAACAACCCCCAUUGGAAAGUUGAUAAGUAGCUAUCUACAAGGCCAGUCCCAAGCGGAUGACCAUUCGAUUCAUCUCCUCUUCUCAGCAAAUCGCUGGGAGAUUGCGAAGAGCAUUGAAGAUGAUAUAGCGAACGGCAUCAGUGUCAUAGUAGACCGUUACUCCUACUCUGGUGCCGUUUACUCGGCUGCAAAGGGCAAUCGUAAUCUGUCGCUGGAGUGGGCAUGGCAGCCAGAGAUCGGAUUGCCGCAGCCGGAUAUGUGCCUCUUCCUCCGCAUAUCCCCUGAAGAAGCAGCGAAGCGUGGCGGAUUCGGCGUCGAGCGCUAUGAGAAUGAAACUAUGCAAAACCGCGUGCGCGAGCUAUUCCAAACGCUCUUUGACCUCCAGCAGGGUGAUUAUGUUCACACAAUUGAUGCCGGAAGGUCCUUCGAUGCAGUGUCGCAGGAUAUUAUGAAGAUAGUGACAGACUCUAUCGAGAGACUUGAUGCCAUGGGGCCUUUGAAGAGGCUGGGAGCACUCUCAAACUAA
Aspergillus fischeri NRRL 181 is the source of this 666-nucleotide messenger RNA. RefSeq names its product bifunctional thymidylate/uridylate kinase. The coding region runs from base 1 to 666 and encodes 221 amino acids. The transcript has 2 exons. Gene Ontology annotation, molecular function: dTMP kinase activity; ATP binding. Lineage: Eukaryota; Fungi; Ascomycota; Eurotiomycetes; Eurotiales; Aspergillaceae. Gene Ontology annotation, cellular component: nucleus; cytoplasm; cytosol. The record is from RefSeq and is a predicted model, not a curated record. Gene Ontology annotation, biological process: dTTP biosynthetic process; dTDP biosynthetic process; dUDP biosynthetic process.